CUGGCGCCCUCGUCCAAGAUGGCGGACGAGGCUACCCGGCGUGUGGUGUCUGAGAUCCCGGUGCUGAAGACUAACGCCGGACCUCGAGAUCGUGAGUUGUGGGUGCAGCGACUCAAAGAGGAAUAUCAGUCUCUUAUCCGGUACGUGGAGAACAACAAGAAUGCCGACAAUGAUUGGUUCCGACUGGAGUCCAACAAGGAAGGGACUCGGUGGUUUGGAAAAUGCUGGUACAUCCAUGACCUGCUCAAAUAUGAGUUUGACAUUGAGUUUGACAUUCCUAUCACAUACCCCACUACUGCUCCAGAAAUUGCAGUCCCUGAACUGGAUGGAAAAACAGCAAAGAUGUACAGGGGUGGCAAAAUAUGCCUGACUGAUCACUUUAAGCCUUUGUGGGCCAGGAACGUGCCCAAGUUUGGACUAGCUCAUCUCAUGGCUCUGGGGCUGGGUCCAUGGCUGGCAGUGGAAAUCCCCGAUCUGAUUCAGAAGGGCGUGAUUCAGCAUAAAGAGAAAGGCAACCCAUGAAGGAUCAAGCCACUGAGGCAGGACAGAGGGACCUUUGACGGGCUAUGUGCUGUUCCUGUUUCUGUGCCUCACUCCUACUCAUCCACCUGCUUCCCCCCCCCCAAGCCCCUCCACCCAUAAUUGUUACUAAGUAGCUGCAUCAGGCAUUGCUGAAAAAAAAAAAAAA
Molecule: messenger RNA, 688 nt
Organism: Puma concolor (puma)
Lineage: Eukaryota; Metazoa; Chordata; Mammalia; Carnivora; Felidae
Gene: UFC1
Product: ubiquitin-fold modifier conjugating enzyme 1
Biological process (GO): protein K69-linked ufmylation
Cellular component (GO): cytoplasm
Molecular function (GO): UFM1 conjugating enzyme activity
Source: RefSeq, a predicted model, not a curated record